This is a messenger RNA of Nematostella vectensis (starlet sea anemone), 2487 nucleotides long. Its product is annotated as octopamine receptor 1. The coding region runs from base 960 to 1997 and encodes 345 amino acids. Lineage: Eukaryota; Metazoa; Cnidaria; Anthozoa; Actiniaria; Edwardsiidae. Gene Ontology annotation, cellular component: membrane; dendrite. The record is from RefSeq and is a predicted model, not a curated record. The transcript is spliced from 4 exons. Gene Ontology annotation, biological process: chemical synaptic transmission; G protein-coupled receptor signaling pathway, coupled to cyclic nucleotide second messenger. Gene Ontology annotation, molecular function: G protein-coupled serotonin receptor activity; neurotransmitter receptor activity.
ACAAGGGUGAGCAAGGGUGAACAAGGGAGAACAAGGGUGAGCAAGGGUGAGCAAGGGUGAGCAAGGGAGAACAAGGGUGAGCAAGGGAGAACAAGGGUGAGCAAGGGAGAACAAGGGAGAACAAGGGUGAACAAGGGAGAACAAGGGUGAGCACUUAGGGUGAGAACUUAAUCCACAGCUGUAAGUGAUGUGACAGAAGCCGUUAAACACGACUUUGUUUGAUUUAUAAAAAAGAAGAGCACCGUCGCAAAAAGAUGAUGAAGUCAUAUUGAUUCAAUCCUAAAUAGUGCAGAGAGACCUAGCUAAAUUAUAGAAAGGAAAUAGGUCAAGUUUAAAGGGUUAAGCUCUCAUCUACCAGUGUGUUCACUAACGAUUGAUAAUUGUUUUUUCUUGUAUACGCUCAUUGCAUUGUACUAAGACACUCUUCAUAUGCAAAUAUGAGAUCGACCUAUUCCAAUAAUUGGAUACCCUCUAGAAAAAACAACAAUAAUAUGCCGUACUAAAUUUUGUGAAAAAGAUAACAAGUCGCUUUUGAACCUGCGUGUUGAAAUUAAACAACUUGAAAAGUGACGGGAAAACGAGAAUUAUUGAAUCAGCUGCUAAUGCUAAGUAAACUUUAGGUAUGAAUUCACUGAGGCUGCACUCAAACGCCGCGAGAAUCUGUCAAAUGUGACAUCGCGAUCUUUGCAAACAUCGUUCUUUAAAAGUGCACGAAAUCUCACGAUUACGAUAGUUUGGCGGUUAAGGGAGCUCACUAAGAAACCAAAAACCAGGAUUAUCCGCGACUUCCUCCUACACUUGUACCGUUACCAGAUGACCGAGGCUCUGGCUAGAUACACAAAGGAAAAAUCAACACGAAGUACAAAAAGGAGGAUUCAACGAAGAACACCAGAGCGCCAUAUCAAGGAGCAUACUCACAACACGUGACAAACUGAAAACAUGCGCAUUCGUGUGUCAUCAUGAUGGACAACUUUGCCAACGCGACGCAUGGCACCCCGACCUCGCCCAAGUCCUCGCUUAGCGAGCUAUCCAUCGUGGCUCUCGCGAGCGUCAUGGUCUUGAGCGUGUUCGGAAACAGCCUCGUUUUGGUGGCCUUCAAGCGCUAUCGGAGACUACGCACUGUAACCAACUACUUCUUGGUUUCGCUAGCAGCCGCUGACCUGCUAGUAUCAAUGCUAACAAUGCCCUGCUGGCUUACAAUACGGGUUCUAGAAAUUUCCGAGGCACCUCGUGGGAACCCCAAUCACGUGGUUCCUUACUAUAUAUGGCAGUACGUCGAAAUCCUGGGUAGCACCGCGUCGAUAACGAGCCUUUGUGUCAUAGGGUACGACCGGCAUCUCGCAAUAAGUGCCCCUCUGACGUAUCACGCGCGUAUGACGUCACGUCGUGCUCUCGUGGCGAUCACGUGCUGCUGGGUUUACGCCGCGUGCUGCGCCGCCCUGUCGUUCGUGAACAUCAGUCCCUCCAUUCAGCCUACGUCCGGGAUAUUCUAUGCCUGGUUCAUCUCUCUGGCGGCGUUUUUCAUGCCCUUGGUCAUCAUUCUCUCAUUCUAUUGUCGUAUUUUCAUAAUUGCCGUCGGCCAAGCCAAGAAAUUAUCCAAGGAACCGUAUGUCUAUGGCACUGAGAAGGAACGCCGGUCGGUGUUUCGACGAGAGCUAAAAAUAACUAAGACACUAGCUGUUGUGAUUGGCGCGUUCGUGGUUUGCUGGGCGCCGUUUUUUACUAUCAUCAUAAGGUUUGCGCUAUGCAGCCCGCAUUGUACCACGGACCCCGCCUUGAUAUCUGUCAGUAAGUGGUUGCAUUACUGCAGCACGUUCAUUAACCCAAUCAUCUACACGCUCUUAACUAGAGGCUUUCGCCGCGCAUUUACACGGGUGCUGUGGUGCCGGUGCGGGAGGGAGAAAAGAAGGAAGCGCAGUGGAAAGCGGAUAAGCCGAACUGCCCUGAUUUCCAUGGAGCGUACGGGACUGCAUCACACGGAACAAACAGGCGUCUGAUUGGAAAGUCAAGGAAGAAGCAAUCUACUUUUAACCCUAUUCAGACCGGGCUUUUUGAGGCUUCCUCUGACCUGGGGGGGGGGGGGGGGGGGGCUCUUUCGGCCCCCCAUCCGUAACUUUUGAACCAUUGGAGCUAUAAUGACCAAAUUUUCAAAGAAUCAUUAUCUGACAAAGAGGAACAAAAUGCUAUAUUGUGUUGCCAUAGUAACACAAUAUGACGUCAUAUAAGGACAUAUGGUUAUAAAUAGCCUACCUUUCGAAACCUUUGCAUAGAACAUCCAAAAUCCAAAUAAGUUAUCAUAAUCAGUUCGGAUUUAAAAAAGCGACCGUUAUUCUUUGUGACGUCACGAUGACGUCACUUAAGUGAGCAGAAACGAGCAUGUUUUUGUUACAUGUGUAUUUCUGUAUGUCUUUUUUCGAUAAUCUUGCAGUAGACAUAUAUUAUUAGUGACACUGUUUCUAUGACAACAAUAUAUGACACCUUUGACGU